Messenger RNA from Stegodyphus dumicola, 4439 nucleotides. It is a transcript of the gene Smg5, whose product is annotated as Smg5 nonsense mediated mRNA decay factor. Gene Ontology annotation, molecular function: telomerase RNA binding; protein binding; telomeric repeat DNA binding. NCBI's taxonomy places the organism in Eukaryota, Metazoa, Arthropoda, Arachnida, Araneae, Eresidae. Gene Ontology annotation, biological process: nuclear-transcribed mRNA catabolic process, nonsense-mediated decay. Gene Ontology annotation, cellular component: telomerase holoenzyme complex. The record is from RefSeq and is a predicted model, not a curated record.
UCUGUCUGUAUCUGUUGACGGUAGUGAUUGUUGCAAAUUUGUAAUGUUUUUCUGAGUGUUACUUAUGACUAGAAAUUCUAUAUGUAAGGGAUGAAAAGCUCAGUUUCUAGGCAAAUUGGAAGAUUUGGGAACGAAGCAUCCCGAAGACUAUACAGAGGAGCAGCUGAUGCUGCAAAAAAACUGGAACAGCAUUUGGCCCUCAUAUCCAGUUUCACUGAAUUGUUCUCUGCAGAAGUAACAGAUCUGAGAAUGAGGUUGAAAGAUUACUGUGAGAGAUUGAUAUUCGCUGAUCCUGUAGAGUAUGGGAAAAAAGCUGAAGAUCUUCUUUGGCGAAAAGUUUUUUAUGACUUUUUUUAUCGAUGUAAACAGAACAGAAAGAAAUUGCUGGAAUCAGAAUACUAUCGAAAUGCUGUUAUAAGUCAUUUGCUAGCUGGAAUUGGGUUUUAUCAUCAUAUGCUUCUACGAAUACAGACUGAAUUCCACAUUGAUUUGGAAGGAAAAGUUGAUGCUCCAUUUCUCUGGCAUUUGAAAGGGGUAAAGAAAGAGCGAUGGAAAAAGUAUCAACAAUCAGCUGCAAGUGAUGGAGCUGUACGAACUUGGGCAAAUCAGGCUAGUCAUAGAAUCUUAAUAUAUCUUGGAGACUUGGAACGUUAUAUAGCUGAAUUACGAGAACCUGAUAGCAAUCACCUUGCAGAACGUUAUUAUCAGCAAGCAUUCUGCCUUAAUAGCCAAAAUGGUACUCCUCACAACCAGUUAGGUUCUCUGUAUAACAAUAGAUUUGAUUCAGCAUACCAUUAUAUGAGGUGCUUAGCAUGCCAUGAUAAAUUUGAUGGUACAGAGAAUAAUCUGAUGCGGGUGUUUGAAAAAAAUGAUGAAGUUAUGCAACAAUUGUACUCUCCAGAUUGUUGUAAUAAGGAAUCCCUCAAGUGCUCGAGGUUUUUGUCAAGGUUUUUAAAAUUGUGCCAAAUAUUUUAUUUCUCUACAGGAGAAAAUUCUGAAAUUUACUGUCAAGAUAUAAUAAAAGAAUUUGAUAUUACUCUUAAUUCUCAUUCUUCUGUAAAAAAUUCAUGCAAAGAAGAAUCUUCUGCUCAACUGUCUGAUGACAUGAUUUUUAAAGUUGUGGUUAUGUCCAUGAUGUGUGUUUCAAAGCUGCAAGAAAGAGAUCAUUCUGAUGCUUCUGUAGCUGCAGCAUUUUGCUUAGCAUUAUUUUCUUAUGUAGUACAUAAAACAACUAAAUGCCUAUUAACUUCAAUAUAUGAACUAAAACCAAAAGAGGCAGAAUUUCAGAAAGCUGAUAUAGAAAGUAUGAAUAUUUCAUCAAAACUACAUCAAAAUGAUGCUACUGUUGCUAAAGAAGUGCUAAAUGGCAUUAGUGCAGAAGUUGAAAAUAAAGAAAAUGUAGCUAAGAAAUUGUCGGGGAAACAAAUGAAUUUAAAAAGGAUUUCUGUGCGGCACUUGCGAGCAUUGCGCCGCCGUCGAAAAAUGAGUAGUACUAGUCAGGAGGAUUCUGAAUUGAGUGAAGAAGGAGAAAUAGCUGAUUUACCUGAAUCAGAUGAAGAAAGUGCUUUGUUGAAUUCUGAUGUCAGCCAAACAGGAAGCUGCAGUAGUGAAAGUUUAAGUGAAAAUGAAGAUGAGCUAUUACUGGAACAAAAUAAUAUAAAUAAUGAAGAAAAACAUAAAAGGGAUGUGAAUUCAGAUAAAAAUUUUAUUGUAGCUAAUGGUUCUACAGAUAUUACCAGUAAUGGUGAAGCAAAAGAAGCUAGUUACAAUGCUGAUACAGAGAGAUAUACUGCUGAUGAUGUAGAUAGGAUUCUUGAACAUUCUUCACUGUCACCUGAAAUGCUUAUCCAGAUUGUUAAGAAAAAUACUCUUUUGCCAUGUUUAAAAGUAUUAUGUGAUUGGCUCAAAAUUAAUGAAGAUAUAUUAUCUGCAUGUGUUGAGAGUUCUCAGCUUCUUUUAUCCUGUCUUAUAGAAUUAUUAAAUGUACUUUUGAAAAUUGAAGAUAAACUUUUAUGUUCUAUAGAACAUCUGUUUCAAGUGGAAGAAAAUGGUGAAUCUUGGAAACAAACAUAUCCUCUGCCUGAAGACACUGCUUUGCAAGAAUUACCUGCGCUGAAAGAAGUUCACCGUAAUUUAUCUUUUGAUAUUUCCAGAAGAAGAGAACUUUCUCCCACAUCACAAAUUUUCCUGAGGCUGCAGUGCUUACUGUCUUUUGGGAAAUGUUUAACUCGAGCUUCAGAAUCAUCAGUUGAUUUUGAUGUUGAAAAGAAGAAAUAUUAUUUUAAUUUAUGCAGUAAAGUAAAGGAAUCAAAUAAAGAAUUUAGCAAUAACAAAACAGUUAAUCAUGACACUGAAACACAAAAACAACAGUUAAUGAGAAGCAUGACUCAUUUAUGGCUGAAGGCAGAAGUAAAUGACUUAGAAACGCUUGUUGAAGGUGGCUCAACUCCUCAACUGUCUCCAUAUUUAGUUGUAGAUACUACUGUCUUAUGCCAUAAUUUAUCAUCACUAAAACAGUUGAUUGGUGCUAAACGGUUUAUAAUUAUUGUUCCAUUAGUUGUUAUUGCAAAUCUCGAUCAAUUAAAGAAAGAAAGUAUGGGUGCUAGAGAAGCUAUUCGUUGGUUAGAAUCUGAAUUGCGUAAAGGAUGUAGAUUCAUAAGAGCACAGCAUCAAAUGGAGAAAAUUAGUCUUGUUCCAAUGAAGUAUCCAAGGAAGAAAGAUAAAGAUGCUUGGGAUUUUUUCCAAAUACUAGAAUGCUGUAAUUACCUUGUACAACAGCAAGCUAAUGGUAGAACUGAUUGCCCACUAGUCACUCUUUUAAUAGGAUCUCGUCAUCAUUUGCCAGAUAAUGCAACUGCUAUAGCCCAGUCCAUUGAUGUUGCCAUUGAAAAUCUUAGCUGCUUCUUUUCCAAAUGGCGGAAUUCUACAAAGAAUCCAGGUUGAAAGCUCAUAAGAAGUUCAAAUGUUUCAAUACUUUAGAUUUUACAAGGACAGCUCUACUUUGCAAAAUGGAAAUCGUAAAAGGAAGAAGGGGAAAAAAGCACGUUCAGAGUGCUAUAAGUGUGGAGUGUUGCAGUUUCUAGUAUGAAGUCAGAAAUUUCAAGCAAUAAAUUUGCUGUAAUGUCUCAAAAUAUAUUUUGAAUCCUGUGAAGAGCUUAAAUGAAUUUCUAUUUAAAAACUUGCUAUAAGUAAUAAAAUGUUAAUUUGAGGCUAUUAUUUUGAACAUUUAUUAUUUAUUUAUAAAAAUAAAUCUCUAUAUGGUAAUUCAUCUCUGUAAUUUGAGGAUUCAGUUGGCCUACUAAAUUUACUAGAAAAUUACUUUUAAUUAUUGUUGAAUGGAGCAAAGCUCUGUGUGGUAAAUUCAAAUGGAAACUUCAUUAGAAUAGUUUAUUAAAAUUAAUAUUUUAAAAUGUCUUACAAAAAAAGCAAAUGCUCUUGGAUUCCUAACUAUGGUAUAAAGAAUUUUUAAUGUAAAUCUAUUGUUGAAUUAUUUUUCUGGCAUGUCUGAAAUACAUAUUUCAUUAUGUCUUUUGUAAAUAUUACCAUUCAGAUUAACUCUCUUUAGCAUGAGAUUGCUCUGUAUUAAAAGAAUAAUUUUUGUUAAAAAUUGGUGUAAUCAUAAGUAUUCCUUCUGAAAGUUUUGCCAGAAAUUCUCAAAUGAAUUUUACUUUUGAUGAGAAAAUUCUAAUCUUUUUUAUCAAAGGUAGUGAUUUUGAUAUUGUGAUCAAAUUAACAUCAGUGUUUUUGAAUUAAGAUCAAGCUAGUGAUUGAAAUAUUUUAUUUGCUAGGAGUAUUUAAAAAUACAUAAUCACAGAAAUUAUAUUAUAUUUAACAAGUGAAUUGUCAGUAAUAAGUUAAUAUUUGUUUGACAGUGGUAUAUUUCUUAAAUACCGAAGAAAGAUUUUAAGAGACUCUGAAAAAAUGAAUAAAAUAGGUUCUGUGCAGUUUUUAAAGUUGAUAUGUAAGUCUCACUUUUGCAUAUAAGCUUAUUAUUAUUAUUAUUAUGUUUUUUUUAAACAUUUCACUACAAUGGAAAAAAUGCUUUCUAUAAUUAUCAAAUUUCUGAACUAAAAUUGUUCCAGUUAAUGCCUUGACGAUACCAACUAGCUCAAAUUUUUUUAGAUGAAAUUCUCCAUUUUUGGAGUAAUAGUAAAUAGACUGAAUUGUUUUAAUGAUGAAUGUAUCCCUUCUUAACAUUUCAUGUAAUUUUGUUUUUAAUAUUUAAUCAUUAUUAAACAAAAUUCAUUGUUACUCAAAUAUUACCAAUAGCUUAGCACUGGGCCAAAAGAUAAUUUACUUUGUCUAAAUUCAUUUGCAGAAAAUAUUUCUAUUUCAAACUGUAUGCCAUCUGAACUUUUUUGUGGAAAUGGUGUUUUUGUUAAAUUUAAUUAUGUAUCCUUUCCUUUACUUAUAAUGAAUAAAUUUUAAAUUAUCGUUUA